AUGGGGAACUGCUGCUCUGACGAGGCCGGCGGCAGGUCGGCGUUUGGCGGUACUGGUGCUUCGGCUACCGGCGGCGGUGCUAAUGAUGCCGUUGAUGAGUUCCUCAGGUACCGCGGCUUCCAGGGACUCUUCUCUCAGAUCGAGUUAUCUUUUUCUGCAACCAACUUGCGCGACCGGGAUAUGAUUUCCAAGAGUGAUCCUAUGAUGGUUGUCUAUACGAAAGGAAGAGAUGGAGCCCUUACUGAAGCUUUCCGUACCGAGGUAGUGCUCAAUUCUUUGAAUCCGUCAUGGAUCGCAAAAUAUACAGUCACAUUCCAGUUUGAAGUUGUUCAAACUCUGUUGUUUCGCGUAUAUGACAUUGACACUCAAUUUCACAACGUGGAUGUUAAGACGCUUAAGCUAGAGGAACAACAAUUUCUUGGUGAAGCCACAUCCAUAUUGUCUCAGAUUGUGGCCAAGCCAGACAGGACCUUGACCUUAAAUCUUGUACAAAUAGAAGAUCUAGGCCAUCCUCGAAGCAGUGGACAGCUUAUUGUGCAUGCUGAGGAAUGCAUUAGCUCAAAGACUACUACAGAGAUGACAUUAAGGUGUUCAGACUUGGAAAGCAAGGAUCUGUUCUCAAAAAGUGAUCCUUUUCUGUCAAUAUCAAGAGUUACUGAGGGUGGGAUGCCAGUUGUUGUGUGUAAAACAGAGGUGAUAAAGAAUGAUCACAACCCUAUCUGGAAACCAAUUUCCUUGAACAUUCAGCAAGUUGGAAGCAAGGACAGUCCAUUGCUCAUACAGUGCUUUGACUUCAAUAGUAGUGGCAAACAUGAUUUGAUUGGACAAGUUCAAAUCUCACUAGCAGGGUUGGAAAAGCUUUGUUCUAGCCAGGAAGGACUUUAUUUGUCUUUUCUAGAAGUUGGGCAUAAUCGAAGUACUAAGGUGCUUAAGAGCCAGCUUUGCGUGGACAAGUUCUCAGAGAGUAUACAACAUACCUUUCUUGAUUAUCUGAGAGGAGGAUAUGAACUGAACUUCAUGGUGGCUGUUGAUUUCACAGCUUCAAAUGGCAAUCCUCGACUCCCUGAUUCUUUGCACUAUAUCGAUCCCUCCCACAAUAUGGAUCUGUUAACUCGGCCAAAUGCAUACCAGAGAGCGAUCUUGGAGGUUGGAGAGGUGUUGCAGUUUUACGAUUCAGAUAAACGAUUUCCUGCCUGGGGAUUUGGAGCACGGCCAAUUGACGGUCCUGUCUCUCAUUGCUUUAACUUGAAUGGCAGCAACUACAACCAUGAGGUGGAGGGGCUCCAUGGAAUUUUGAUGGCAUAUUCAAGUGCUCUCUACAAUGUUUCUUUUGCAGGGCCCACCCUUUUCGGGCCUGUUAUCACUAAAGCCGCAACCAUAGCGAGCAAAUCCCUUGAAAAUGGAGGGAGAAAGUACUACGUUUUGUUGAUCAUUACGGAUGGGGUCAUAACGGAUCUUCAAGAGACGAAAGAUGCCAUAGUGCAAGCAUCCGACCUUCCGCUCUCCAUCCUUAUUGUAGGCGUUGGAGGAGCUGACUUCAAAGAAAUGGAGAUUUUAGACGGUGAUAAAGGAGAAAGACUUGAAAGCACAACCGGUCGCGUUGCUACACGUGAUAUAGUUCAGUUUGUACCAUUGCGGGAUGUACAGAAUGGAGGAGGGAUCUCUGUUGUCCAAGAACUUCUAGCAGAACUACCCAGCCAGUUUUUAACCUACGUGCGGGCCAGAAAGCUUCAGCCACAUUCUUGA
Molecule: messenger RNA, 1746 nt
Organism: Linum trigynum
Lineage: Eukaryota; Viridiplantae; Streptophyta; Magnoliopsida; Malpighiales; Linaceae
Source: the annotation of a GenBank genome assembly